AUGCUCCGAUUUGUUUUGUCCCUCGCAUUUUUCUUGGCUAUUCUGACUGUAUUUUCUGUUGAAGGACAACGUGUAUUUGAUAUGAUGGAUGAGCCAAAGACUGCAUCGAACGGACCAUCUGCAUUCUACCAACGCAAAACUUACCUCCAGCCGUUCUACCAAGCACCAACUCAACUUUUUUGGAGACGUUCUGAUUGA
Molecule: messenger RNA, 198 nt
Organism: Caenorhabditis briggsae
Lineage: Eukaryota; Metazoa; Nematoda; Chromadorea; Rhabditida; Rhabditidae
Exons: 2
Coding region: 1-198 (65 amino acids)
Source: RefSeq, a predicted model, not a curated record